AUGAUGGAUCCUGAGCGAUGGAAACGUGCUAUGAAAGAAGCAGGUUUUCGUCAGAUUGUAUCAUGUCCAUCAGAUCUAAAUCCCGUGCUUGAUGUUGAGAAACAUAUGCUUGUUUGCUCGAAACAACCUGAAACUGAAAUUGAGCUACACAAUCGUGCGGUACAAAAAUGUUGGUGGGAAGGUUUUCGACCUUCAGAUUCAUUACAAGCUUUACAAAAUGAUACGCAUAGGACAAUCGAAGCUCUAUCAAAGCAAUCUGUUCCGUUAGCUACUGAAAGUGAAGAGUGGCAAAUUCAGCCUGCUCAAGUUGAAUCAAUGAUGCAGGAAAUUUGGUGCGAAUUACUCGGACAUAAAACAAUUAAUGUUAACAGCAGCUUUGCUUCACUUGGUGGAGAAAGUCUAGUAACAAUUCGAAUGAUUCAAGUCGUUCGCCGAUUUCAUUUGAAUGAAAUUUCUAUUUCAAAUGAACAUAAAAUUGUUCAUUCUAAUGAUAAUUAUAUUAGCGAUAGCGAUGAGAUAAUUAAUGACGUUCAAGAAAAACAUUUUGAAGGAGAAUUAGAUGAUGUUGCUACAAUUCAACAAAUACAAACUAAUAUGACUGUUCCUCCCGGUGGAAGUGAAAUGUCUGAGCAAACACCUGCUCACCAGAAACGAUCCGGUUUUCUUUCAAAAAUUCUUCUUUUUCGUAAAUCAGAAAAGUCUAAGAAAACUGAAACUCGUCAUUUGAAGCUAUAUGAAUUGUAUAGAUUUGCUAAUAAAAUGGAUGUUUUAUUGAUGAUUAUUGGUACCAUAGCCGCAAUAACAAUUGGUGCUCUUUUUCCAUUGUUAAUGGUUCUUUAUCAAAGAGUAAUAAAUAGUCUCGUUGAAUUAGGAAAAUUACAGACAUCUGUUAAUGCAAGUACUGUCAUGCCUAUAAACUUUGGUGAAUGUUCUAUUCUAUCAAACAACAGUACCCGGAUUCAGCCACCUCAAGAUGUUAUACUUGCAAUUAUAAAGUAUUAUGUUCUUCUUGGGUUUAUUAACAUUCUUUGUUAUUGGAUUGCUUGGGCAAGUUGGAAUAUAGCUGCUGAAAGACAAAUUCGACGUAUGCGUUAUGCUCUUUUUCGAAAUAUCUUAAGACAAGAAAUUGGUUGGUUUGAUGUACAUAAUGCAGGUGGAUUAAAUAAUCGUCUUAUCACAGAUUUAGAUACUAUUAAAGAUGGAAUAAAUGAAAAGAUGCCGGAUUUUAUCUCACUUCUUGCUCGUACGUUAGGUGCACUCAUCUAUACUCUUACAAUAGGAUGGAAAUUAACACUUGUCUUUCUGUCAGUGUCACCGCUAAUAAUUAUUACUUUCAACUUAGUAGUUAAAGUCGUGAUAAAAUAUACAAGUAAAGAAACUGAAGCUUUUGCAUUAGCAUCAUCGGUUGCUCAAGAAGUAUUACAAAACAUUCGAACAGUGACAGCAUUUCAUGGCCAAGCGAAAGAAGAAGAAAGAUUUGUUAAGAACUUAAUUGUAGCAAAAAAAAUUGGAAUUAAAAAAGGUCUAUAUAUGGGCAUAUGUCAAGGUCUAUCACAACUUUUUACGUUUCUAUCAUUUACUCUCACAUUUUGGUAUGGUCCACAACUUGUUCGAACUGAUUGUACACAUUACUCACCCGGUACACUAUUGGUGGUGUUCGCUGCUUCUUAUGUUGCAACAAAUAGCAUGUCACUAUUUAUUCCGAAUAUUCAAAAUUUUGCAGAAGCCUUAGCGAGUGCAAGUUAUGUGUUCGAUAUAAUCGAUCGACAAACAAAAAUUGACGCAUCAAGUGCAGAUGGUGAUAAACCACAAAAUAUUAUUGGUGAUAUUGAAUUUGACAGUGUUACAUUCACUUAUCCUGCACGACAAAAAGCAUCUAUUCUUAAUAAAUUAUCAUUAAAAAUUCCAUCUGGUAAAACUGUUGCUUUAGUUGGCACAUCAGGAUGUGGAAAAAGUACAAUAAUUCAACUAAUUCAACGAUUCUAUGAUCCAGAUGAAGGUCAAAUUUUACUUGAUGGAAAAGAUAUCAAAACAUUAAAUAUUGCCUGGCUUCGUUCACAUAUUGGAAUCGUUAGUCAAGAACCUGUUCUUUUCACUGGAUCAAUUGAAGAAAAUAUUCGUUUUGGAAAAGAAAAUGCAACUGAUGAUGAAGUUCAAACUGCUGCUAAAAUAGCAAAUGCACAUGAGUUCAUUAUGACAUUUCCAGAGAAUUAUAAGACACUAUCAGGUGAUAAACUAAGUGGCGGUCAAAAACAACGAAUUGCUAUUGCUCGAGCAUUAAUUUCAAAUCCAAAGAUUCUUCUUUUAGAUGAAGCAACAAGUGCACUUGAUAAUACAAGCGAACGUAUUGUUCAAGAUGCAUUAGAUAAAGCAAAACAAGGUCGAACAACAAUUGUAAUUGCUCAUCGUUUAAGUACAAUAAGAAAUGCUGAUUUAAUAAUUGGAUUAGAACAUGGUCAAGUACUUGAAUAUGGAACACAUGAUGAUUUGAUGGAACAGAAAGGUCUUUAUUAUGUAUUAGUAACAGCUCAAACUCAAAAAGAAAAGGAAAAAGAAAAAGAAAAAGAAGAUGAUCCAGAUAUUGAUAAAGAAGAUGAUGAAGUCGAAAUAGAUUUUGUUCAACAAAAUUCAACUCCUCAUAGCUAUUUAAAACAAUCGAGUGCUUUAGGCAACGAUUUGGAUGAUAAUGAUGAUGAAGAUAAAGAGAUAGCAUUCGAUAAUUCUUCGACGAAAAAAAAGAAAUGUUUUCGUACUCCAUUUGCAUUAAAAAUGUUGAAACUCAAUGCUCCAGAAUGGCGUUGGAUUCUUCUAGGUACAAUUUGUUCCAUCAUCUAUGGUGCUAUGCAACCACUUUUUUCACUUUUAUUUGCUCAAGUCUAUGGUUUAUUUGCUAUACCAAGUAUUGAAGAGCAAGAACGUUUAACAAGAAUUUAUGCAGGAUCUAUUUUCGCAAUUGGUUUUGCUGGAGGUGUAGCCCUACUUCUUAGUAGCUUUGGAUUUGCUAAAUCAGGCGAAGCGUUAACUAUGCGUAUGCGAAAAUUAACAUUUUCUGCAAUUCUUCGACAAGAAAUGAAUUAUUUUGAUUAUGAGUCAAAUUCAGUUGGAGCUAUUAUUACACGUCUAUCCACUGAUGCAUCUGCUUUGAAGGGUAUGACUGGUGCCCGUAUUGGAAUCAUACUUCAAGCAUCAAGUACGAUUAUAACUGCUCUUGCUGUUUCAUUUUCAGCUAGUUGGAAAUUGGCACUUGUUGUCAUCUGUUUUAUUCCGUUAAUGAUGUUAAAUGGAGUACUUCAAGGUAACAAACAAGGUAAGGCUGGUCAAUCGAAAGAUAAAGAUUCAUUCGCUGAACAAGGCGGACAGUAUGCCACACAAGCUAUAGAACAUAUUCGCACAGUCGUGAGUCUUCAUCAAGAAAAUCAUUUUAUUAAUCUCUAUGAGAAUGCAUUUAACCAAGAAUUCAAGAAACAAAUGUGCCGUAUACAUCUAAUUGGGAUAGGAAAUGGAAUUGCUAAUUCAGUAUUUUAUUUUCUCCACAGUGCCAAUUUUUCAUAUGGUAGUAAACUUGUCGCAGACGGAGAAAUGCAAUUUAAUGGAGUAGUCAGAAUUUUUUCUGCUAUUACUUAUGCUAUGACGACUGUUGGUCGUUCAAUGUCUCUGAUUCCUGAUUAUUCGAAAGCAAAAAAAGCAGCAUUACGAAUCAUACGAAUUAAUGAACGAAAAUCACAAAUCAAUCCUCAUGAUGAAUCGGGCAUCAUUUUGAAUGAAGUUAUAGGUAAUAUUGAAUUUCAUGAUGUUCGCUUUCGAUAUUCAAGUCGACCCACUGUCCGUGUUCUCCGAGAUUUUUCAUUAAAAUGUUCAACCGGUGCUACAACAGCACUUGUUGGUCCAUCAGGUGGUGGGAAAUCAACAAUUGUUGCAUUAUUACAACGAUUCUAUGAUCCUUUGAAAGGAAAAAUUUUACUUGAUGGACAUGAUAUAAAAGUUCUUAAUCUUCGAUGGCUUCGAUCAUUUAUGGGUCUUGUUCAACAAGAACCAGUUCUUUUUAAUCUUUCUAUUCGUGAUAAUAUUGCUUAUGGGGAUAAUAGUCGGGAAGUAAAACAAGACGAAAUUCAAGUUGCAGCACGAAUGGCUAAUAUUCAUGAAUUAAUCAUUUCAUUACCAAAGGGUUAUGAAACAUUAUGUGGAGCGAAAGGUAGUCAAUUAUCAGGAGGACAAAAACAAAGGAUUGCUAUUGCUCGAGCAUUAAUUCGUUCACCAAAGAUUCUUCUUCUCGAUGAAGCCACAUCAGCAUUAGAUAAUAAGAGUGAAAAAAUUGUUCAAGCAGCAUUAGAUAAAGCAAGAUCUGGUCGAACAUGCUUGACUAUUGCUCAUCGAUUAUCAACAAUUCGAAAUUCAGAAACGAUUGCUGUUGUUGAUCGAGGCAAAAUGAAAGAAGAAGGUACACAUGAAGAAUUGUUGACAUUAAAUGGAGUUUAUGCUAAAUUAGCAUUGGCGCAAGAGAGAUCAUCUUAA
This is a messenger RNA of Rotaria sordida, 4512 nucleotides long. NCBI's taxonomy places the organism in Eukaryota, Metazoa, Rotifera, Eurotatoria, Philodinida, Philodinidae. The record is from the annotation of a GenBank genome assembly.